Molecule: messenger RNA, 915 nt
Organism: Physella acuta
Lineage: Eukaryota; Metazoa; Mollusca; Gastropoda; Physidae
Product: QRFP-like peptide receptor
Biological process (GO): G protein-coupled receptor signaling pathway
Cellular component (GO): plasma membrane
Molecular function (GO): G protein-coupled receptor activity
Source: RefSeq, a predicted model, not a curated record
AUGAGCAAUAUCUCACAGCAGUACCCUAGACCCAGUUUACUGCAAGUUCUGGCACCACCAUCGGUACAAAAAUUGGCAGAAGUCACAUUUUUGGCCGUCUGCUUGUUGGUGCUCACUGUCGGGAACGGUUGCGUCAUCUGGGUCAACGUGGACAGGAUCAAACGCCAGGGGUCAGCUCGACUUAACGUCCUGAUGUUGUCAUUGUCUCUGGCAGAUAUUUUACAAGGACUGUGUCAGAUAGGUCCAGUGUUGGCGAACAACAUACGCGGCGAGUGGGUGUGUGGCGAAUUUGUGUGUAAGCUGCACGCUGUGACACGGUCAAUGCUGGCGAAUAUCUCCAUCUCCACGUUAGCGCUGAUUGCAGUUGAGAGGUUCGUUCACCUGGACUCAGCUGACCGUGGCGACCACUUCACCGGUUACGUCAUCGCCAUGGUUCUAGUCUGGGCGCUCCAGUGCGGGGUCGCCGCUCCGGUGGGGAUCUGGAACACUGUCAUGUCCUACCCCCGGGUCUGCUCCAUCCCCUUUGAUCAGCUGACCAAGAGCAAGGAAUACACAGUUAUCGUCCAGCCGCUGACGUCACACGCAAGUGCUGACCAGUCGUUAGAGAGAAGAAACAGGAAGGUAACGACCAUUUGUCUGACCUUGGCCGUGGUGUUCACGGUCAACUUGACCCCGUUUCAAACGGCUCUCAUCGUCAUGCAGAUGGGUAGGGCGGAGGAGAAAAUCGCCGUGCUGAACAUUCUAGAAUAUCUUUGGCUAUUGACUGUCAUUAACUCGUGUCUGAACCCGUUUAUCUACGGCAUCUUCUUGAAAGAUUUUCGUCUGCGGUUAUUUUCGCUAACGAGGGAGCUCUUCUGUCACACGGAUGCACGUGCGGGCAUCUCCACGCGCCAAAUGCAGAGUGCAACACUUUGA